Molecule: messenger RNA, 1128 nt
Organism: Hansenula ciferrii
Lineage: Eukaryota; Fungi; Ascomycota; Saccharomycetes; Phaffomycetales; Wickerhamomycetaceae
Gene: PDB1
Product: pyruvate dehydrogenase (acetyl-transferring) subunit E1 beta
Exons: 1
Coding region: 1-1128 (375 amino acids)
Biological process (GO): pyruvate decarboxylation to acetyl-CoA
Molecular function (GO): pyruvate dehydrogenase (acetyl-transferring) activity
Source: RefSeq, a predicted model, not a curated record
AUGAGUUCAAAAUUCGCUCAAGUUGCUAAAACUGCUCAAUUAGCUUCCACUUUAACUCAAAGACAAAAUUUAGUUAAUGCUGGUUUAAAAUCUUCAUUUGCAAAUAAUAGAUUAAAUUCAACAAAAGCUGCAACAACAACAUUAACAGUUAGAGAUGCAAUUAAUUCCGCUUUAGCUGAAGAAUUAGAUCGUGAUGAACAAGUUUUCAUCAUGGGUGAAGAAGUUGCUCAAUAUAAUGGUGCUUAUAAAAUCACUAGAGGUUUAUUAGAUAGAUUUGGUGAAAAAAGAGUUGUUGAUACUCCAAUUACUGAAAUGGGGUUCACAGGUUUAGCUGUUGGUGCUGCUUUAGCAGGUUUAAAACCAGUUGUUGAAUUCAUGACUUUUAAUUUCGCUAUGCAAUCUAUUGAUCAAAUUAUUAAUUCUGCUGCUAAAACUUAUUAUAUGUCUGGUGGUAUUCAACAAUGUAAUAUUACAUUUAGAGGUCCAAAUGGUGCUGCUGCAGGUGUUGCUGCUCAACAUUCUCAAGAUUAUGCCGCUUGGUAUGGUUCUAUUCCAGGUUUAAAAGUUGUUUCCCCAUGGUCUGCUGAAGAUCAUAGAGGUUUAGUUAAAGCUGCUAUUAGAGAUCCAAAUCCAACAGUUAUUUUAGAAAAUGAAAUUAUAUAUGGUGAUUCAUUUGAAGUUAGUGAAGAAGUUAUGUCACCAGAUUUUGUUUUACCAAUUGGUAAAGCUAAAAUUGAAAGAGAAGGUACUGAUAUUUCAAUUGUUACUCAUUCAAGAAAUGUUGGUUAUGCUUUAGAUACUGCUAAAGUUUUAGAAGAACAAUAUGGUGUUCAAGCUGAAGUUAUUAACUUAAGAUCUAUUAAACCAUUAGAUGUUCCAACCAUUGUUGAAUCUGUCAAGAAAACUAACCAUUUAAUCACUGUUGAAGCUGCCUUCCCAGCUUUUGGUGUUGGUUCAGAAAUUGUUGCUCAAGUUGUUGAAAGUGAAGCUUUUGAUUAUUUAGAUGCCCCAGCUGAAAGAGUUACUGGUGCUGAAGUUCCAACUCCUUAUGCUAAAGAAUUAGAAGAUUUUGCUUUCCCAGAUCCAGAAACUAUCUUAAGAGCUGCUAGAAAAGUUUUAUCAUUAUAA